AUGUUUGAAUCCCAGCUCGAAAGUCUGAUCCAAGACAAAGUGUGUGCUGAGGUCCGGAAGCAAGUCGGAGCCCACAGCUCUGCGGCCGGGCAGCCAGCGCCCCCGGCAGAGCCAGGCCCCCCCUGCAGGGCCCCGGCCCCGGGGCGGCCAGAAGCCGUGCUCGAGCACGUCACCGCCCGGGAGAGGAGGAGGCUCGCCAGCCACCUGCGCGCCAAGGCGCUGGAAAGCAAAGCGGGUCUGAUACCACAGAGGGUGCAACUGUCCUCCCAGAAGUGCCGCCGCCACCCAGGAGGGGGGCUGAGUCCGGGGCACGGCGGUGGGAGGCUGAGGCCAUCGGGCUGGUCCCCUGGACCCCGGGGCGAGCGCUUGCUGAGCGGCUGCGGGACGGUGGCUGCAGAAGUCGGCCCGGAGCGCAGCGCUCAAGGGGCGGCCUCCUUGGCCGGCUGCAGGCCGAGGCUGCCUGGGAGCGAUUCCCCGGGCGGCGAGAAGGUCCUGACGAGGAGCAUCACCCCGCUGCCCGGCAGAGCCUCCUCCGUGCCUUUUGCUGACGAGAGGCCGUUGUCCUGCGUCCUCCAGAAGUUCUCCACCGAAGAAAGAGAGAAGCUGCUCACCCACUUUUCAGUGAGGACGUUGGAGAUUCGGAUGAAAUCGCUUCCCAGGAUGGCGAGAGAGUCUCACGCCAUGGCCGGCGCGCAGGGCAGACGGAGCCCGCUGGCCAAGUGUGCCCACCCUGCCCUCCGAGCCCCGAAGCGACGGAAGAGGAUUGUGUUGCUAUUUGAGGAAAAGUCUCUUCACCAAAUAGAUCUCGAUUUACAAUUUAAAUACCAGCGCUUCCUCCUGGGGCUUCCUGUAGCGAGAAUGUUCCCGAAGUCCAAGGCCCUUCCCAAAUGUCUCCCUGAAUCCAGCCCGGCCGCGAGGGGGAAGCCGGCGGGGCGCAGGGCGGAGGGCGGCCGGCUUCGUGUCCGCGCCCAGGUCUUGGGGAGACACGUCUCCUUUAAAAAGAGUCUCCCUGAGCUCGCAUCGGCCAUCAGGAAAGUUCUGGAGGCAGCUCCUGUGCGUGCUUCUGACCCUGGUCCCCGGGGUGUCGCCAGGCAGGGAGAGGGGCACCCCAGAACCUUCUGGGCGCCACCCUGUCCCAGGGGCACAGUCCAGCAAGACACGACCGUUCCUCCAGAGGCGAAAUCCAGCGUGACCCCAGAAAGAGAGAAAAAAUGUCGUGUGUGGUUUCAAGAAGCAGAGGCCUGCCAACCCUCCGACUCCAGGCUCCCGGCCGGCGCGCCCCGGUCGGCGGGUCCCUGCUCCAGCCCCACCUCGGAGGACGCCUCGGAGGGCCUGAAGGACGCUGAGAACUGGGCUGAGGCGCAGGAGCGCCCCUCCCGGGAGGGGGGUGCGGGGGAAGAGAGCCUGUUUUGGGAAGUCACACGUUACUUCCGCAGGGAAGCAGGACACACCCUGUGCGGAGGACAGAGAGGCUCGUGGCAGGGUCUCCCCGAGGCGGAGAAAAUGCAGACUUCACCUCCCAGCGAGGCCUGCCCGUCCCAGCACACCGGGAGCUCCGGAGGGCACCCCCCGAGCGGGACCCCACCUUCCCGCGGGUCCCGCCAGAGCAAGAAGAGCAGGGUGUCCCCCCAGAGCGACGGCGCGCCCCGCGGCCUGUGCGGGGGCGCCCUGAGCCCCGCCAACGGCGGCCCGGUCCCUUCGGGGGCCUCCUCCUGUUCCUCCAGUGACGCGACCAGCGGCAAGACGGGCCGGUCCCUCUUCGCCUCGACGGAAUCAAAGGUGAAGCUGCAUCCUGCGAAGAGCCAAGGCCGGCUCCACCGAGGCGCGGAGCGCAGAGAAAGGCAGAGGCCCACGUUGGACUCGCCGGGGAAGAGCUCGACCCGGGCCUGCGCGCCCCGCUGGGCGCCCAGCGACCUCGGUGACCAGCCGCACCCCGGGAGGAGGCCGCAGGACGGCGGGGAGGAGCCCCCCGAAAGGGGCGCUCGCCCCCCCAGCAGGCAGAAGCUGGCUCGGCCCACGCGCUCCGAGGAGGCCAGUCCCCCCGCCGAGAGGAGUCGGGGCCCCCCAUUCUUCUACGCCUGCGUCCCCGCAGACUCCCUGGAGGUCACCCCCAAAACUGUCCGCUGGGCUAUUCCCCCAAAAGCUUUAAAGAAGAGGAAUUUCCGGCUCCCCUUGGUGGCCAAGGUGUCCAGUUCCUCCGAUCUCUGUAGUUCGUCGAAACACUUGCUGGAGGCUUUCCUGGGGUCCUUCAGCCUCGUGCCUCCGGACUGGGGCCACGCCCGAGGGACCCGGCGGCCAGCGGGGUCUGCUGGGCUGUUCUCUGAUGAAUAAAGGAGAGUCGCGGGGUUCUGCGCGGUGUGGACACGGUUUCUGGGAGGAGCAGGUGGGCGCGCAGAGGCCUCGGGCUUCGGUCCCAC
Messenger RNA from Talpa occidentalis (Iberian mole), 2417 nucleotides. Its product is annotated as leucine-rich repeat transmembrane protein CCDC168-like. The record is from RefSeq and is a predicted model, not a curated record. Lineage: Eukaryota; Metazoa; Chordata; Mammalia; Eulipotyphla; Talpidae. The coding region runs from base 1 to 2331 and encodes 776 amino acids. The transcript has a single exon.